CGAAAACGACAAUGGAAUUAAAAUUUACAAUGAAGGUCGACGCAGCUAUGCUCUCUCUCUCUCUGCAAACCUGCCCAGUUAUCACCUGGGCAGUUUCUCAGAAAGUCUGGGUAAACCAUACUAGCCAAAAAAUUGAUCUUUGCAAGUUACAGCAGAUGCAGGGAAGGUUGCUACAUGGAUUAAAGAAACAUAAGCUCAGGAUAAUUACUCUGGAGCUUCCUCGUCUUUCCCUCUCGAAGAUCUACCAUGAAGUUAAAUUGAAAGAGAAUAAAUUCGAAUUUUGGGGAUUCUUGAAAAUCAAAGCUUUACAGAGGCAGAGAAGGAGAGAAGAUGGAAUUUUUGGGAGGACUUCUUCUGGGUCCAGUAGCGCAAGAAUUACUGAAUUUGAUUUUAGAAACCAAAGGUAGGGUUCAUCAUUUCAAAGAUCAUCUGGGGCAACUCCAAUCCACUCUCCAAACCAUCAUUCCUACGAUCGAAGAAGGCGAUCGUUUAAAUGCUCAGUUAACAGAUCAGCGUCCAAGAACCCAUAUCGAGAAAUUAAAGAUAGAGUUGGAGAAAGGGAAGGAACUUAUGUGGAAUUGUUUGAAUAUCCCAUUCUGGAACGUCUUCAACAAGUCCAGAUACUCCCAACAAAUCGUCGAACUGAAUAGAAAUUUGCGUGAUUGUUUCGAUAUGGGAGUUUUGGCAGAUACGUGGCUUCUCAGUCAACAGAUCUUUGCUGAUCUCAGAGAAGGGAGAAAUUUUAGUCUGAGACCAGAGGUUUCAUGCUCUGCUCCGGUCCCAGACAAGACCUUUGGAAUGGAUUUGCCUCUGAUGGAACUGAAGAAGCUAUUGUUUGGAGAGGAUGUGAGGGUUCUUGGGCUGUGUGGUCCUCCAGGUUGUGGGAAGACAACUUUAGCUGCCAUGCUUUGCCGAGAUAAAGAUGUGGAAGAUAGUUUCGAGAACAUAUUCUUCCUUAGAGUUUCAAGCACACCUAACUUGAAGGGGAUAGUAGAGAGAUUGUUUCAACAGAUGAUGAUGAAUAGAACACCUACAUUCCUAGAUGAUGAAGAUGCUGUAAUGCAGCUGGGAAACCUUCUGGAGAGGGAACCAAAUACCACAUUGUUAGUUCUGGAUGAUGUUUGGGAUGACUCACUUGUUCAGAAAUUUGUCUUCAAGAUAGAAAAAUAUAAGAUCCUGGUUACUUCAAGAACUAAAUGUCCAACAUUUGAUGAUAUAUAUUCUUUGAAAAUGCUUACUGAACCAGAUGCCAUGGCACUCUUUCGUCACUCAGCACUAUUUCCUCAGAAUGGGAAUGGGAACUAUGAGGAGCCUGAUUGGGAUCUUCUAAACAAGAUAGUAGAUGGUUGCAAGGGACUACCACUUGUUCUUUCGGUGAUUGGACACUCAUUGCGUAGGCAACCUCCCAGGGUGUGGCAAAGCACUGAGAGGAAGCUGUCAAGUUGCUCCAUUUUUGAGUCCCACAGUGUUUUGCUGCAUAUACUUGGAACAAGCAUAGAUAAUUUGGAGAAGAAGGUUCAAGAAUGUUUUAUGGACUUGAGUUCCUUUCCUGAAGACCAAAGGAUCCCUGCUUCAGCUCUGAUAGAUAUUUGGGUUGAACUCCAUGGAAUAGAUGAAGUUGAUGCUUACAUCAACCUCCAUGAACUUUCCACUAAAAAUCUUGUUAGUCUCAUUGAAAUCUCAAGAGAUGCAGGGGAGAUUGAUGGUAACAUGAAUAAGCUAUUUGUUACCCAGCAUGAUCUUCUUAGAGACUUGGCUAUCUACCGAAGCCGGCAGCAGAGUACAAGGUUAAUCAUGGAGAGAACAGAAGACAGCCUUCUUAAGAGAAAGAGGGAACAAGAGUUCAAUGCACGCCUUGUCUCUAUCCACACAGGUGAAAAGUUCUUGUCAAACUGGUGCAACAUGCAUCUUCCCGAAGCUGAGGUUUUAAUCCUGGAUUUCUUUGCAACUAACUACAAUUUACCCCCAUUCAUGGAGGAAAUGGAGAAGCUGAAGGUUCUAAUUAUAGUAAAUCAUGGACACUACUAUACCCAACUGAAUUGUUUGACAAUACCUAGCUAUUUGUCCCAUUUAAAGAGAGUAAGGUUGGAAAAGGUUUUGGUCCCUUCCCUCACUGAAAUCGCAAUGCCAUUGAAGAACUUGAAGAAGAUAUCAUUGUUCAUGUGUCAAUUUGGCCAAGCAUUGAGUUCUGAGAUCGAUUUUCCCUACAUGUUUCCAAAUCUUGUUGAGAUUGAUAUCGACUAUUGCAACGACCUUGUGGAAUUGCCUCAAGGGAUUUGCAAUCUUGUCCACUUACAGAGUCUCAGCAUAACUAACUGUCAUGAAUUAUCUGAACUACCUGAGAGAAUUGGAAAUAUGAGAGAUUUAACAGUGCUAAGGCUUCAUGCUUGUACAAAGUUGUCUGAGCUACCUGAUUCUUUAAGAGAACUCCAGGUGCUAAGUUUUCUUGAUAUAUCUGAUUGUAUCAAUGUGGAGCUGCCUGAAUGGAUUAGUGAUCUCCGUAGUUUGAGAAAGCUCAACAUGGGAGGGUCCUCAGAACUGAGUGAAUUGCCUUGUUCGGCCGUUAGCCUUGUGAAUCUAAGGAAUGUGAUCUGUGAUGAAGGGACUGCGAAUCUUUGGAAUCGUCUCAAAUGUCAUUUACCUGAGCUGAACAUUACAGUGCGUAAAGACGACAACAACUUAUUCUGGCUUGGUGAUCUCAAGAGCAAACAACUAUGUUCUUGAGGGUGGUUACUAAUAGAAGCAGUAGUUGUUGACAACUUCAGUACAUACCUGUACAUUUUCUUUUCAAUAGAGAUGUGAAAAUCAUUACUGUAUGUUAUUGAAAAUAGAUAUAUUACUCUUUAGAUGCUCUUGAUAGAGUUCAAUUGAUGAGAUUAAUAAUAGCAAGUCUAUUGCUGGUA
Messenger RNA from Macadamia integrifolia, 2903 nucleotides. RefSeq names its product putative disease resistance protein At5g47280. Gene Ontology annotation, biological process: defense response to fungus. The record is from RefSeq and is a predicted model, not a curated record. Lineage: Eukaryota; Viridiplantae; Streptophyta; Magnoliopsida; Proteales; Proteaceae. Gene Ontology annotation, molecular function: ADP binding. The transcript has 5 exons. Bases 331 to 2724 code for a protein of 797 amino acids.